AUGAGCUACAUUAGAGGAUAUCUUCAUUCUUACGACGAAGCAUUUUUACUGGUACAUGCCGUGAGAUUAGGACUAGUAAGACCCAAUAGAGAACGACUAUCAUUGAAAGAGCGCGAUGAAAUAAAAAGUGGUAAUAUAUACAUAUUCAUUGAAAACAGAACUCUAAUGGUGCGAUGGACCGACGGCCGAACAUGGUCCCCAUCAAAAAUACUAGGUUCGUUUCUUCUCUACAAAGAAGUACCGAAAUGUCUUACGAAAAAUGCAACGAUGAAAAACCGUGGGAGCAAGGUGGAAAGGCUAAAAUGCACGCCUCUUGAGAAGCAGUUACAACAAGAUAAGUUUCUAAUGCAUAAGAAGACUAUUUCGCUGUCUUAUGGACGUGAAACAUACCACGUUAUUGCAUAUUUUCAGCCAAUUUUCGAUAAAAGAAGCAUAUCUACGUUACCAUUCUUUACAGCUCUUGACAGAGCACUAAAAAGCAGUCGUGAACUACUGAGCAACGAGUAUUUACGAAGUUUGAAAAUGGCAAAAGUGAACAUUCUUGAGAAGUAUAACUUACUCGAAUGCAACAAACGAAGUCUAACACCGAAUAUUGAUCGAAAAAACUUAGAGAAAGAAGCUGUAAAACUCCUGAUGAAUAGGUUCGAUACCAACAAAGCGUAACUAUACAAAAAAGGCAAUAAUCCGUAAAAUACCUAAAGAACGCAUAUACAGAACAAUAAAUUAAUGGCUAAAACCAUUCUCUCUAUGUAUAUUUCGAUGAAACUAUCAGGUAUAAUUUUCUUUGCCAAUCA
Molecule: messenger RNA, 794 nt
Organism: Vavraia culicis subsp. floridensis
Lineage: Eukaryota; Fungi; Microsporidia; Pleistophoridae
Exons: 1
Coding region: 1-663 (220 amino acids)
Molecular function (GO): DNA binding
Source: RefSeq, a predicted model, not a curated record